GCGAGUCACGCUCGUUUUUAUACUCGUCCGGGUGCGAGCGGAGCACGUCGCGUUCGGGCGGUGGUGACGGUUUCGCGCCUAUAAUUCACGCGCGGCGGUUACGUCGUGGUCUCCUAUCACUGGUCUCGGGCGAGCCAUGACGCGUGCCGGCGGCGGUGGCUCGGGGUCCACGGCCGAGUAAACGACGUGCGAGUUAUUCGUCGUGAGAUAUAUAUAUGUAUAUUUAUACGUAUCUUAAUGAGCGUGUUACGGUGCGGUGACCACCCGUGUGUAUGUAUAUAUAAUAUAAUAUACGGUUGAGUGCGACGAUUUUGUUUUUGUGGCUGCAGCGGUGACGGAGGCGUAGGAGUCGGUGGCGGCAGUGGCAGCGGCGGCGACGGAGGCGGAAACGACCAAAAACAUUGUACGAUUUUUGGCGCGUGUUGACGAUUUUCCGUUGAUACACAUAUACAUCGAGCAUAUUACGAUUUCUAAGGAGACAUUGAGAGGCAGAUAGAAACAACCAUGAAUUGGACGACAAUGGCCGCGUUGGUAAACAGUACAUCAGACGAAUACGAGGACUUGACAGGGACGGAGGAGUCAGUAGCUUGCAGAUCGACUUUCGGCGACCGUUUCCCGCUUUCGGCGGUGUUGAUGGUGUUCUGUAUGGUGACUGUGUUCGGUAAUUGUCUGGUCAUCAUUGCGGUGGUCCGGGAACGGUACCUGCACACGGCGACCAAUUACUUCAUCACGUCUUUGGCGUUCGCCGACUUCCUGGUCGGGCUGGUGGUGAUGCCGGUAAGCGCCGUACAGGAGGUGCUCGACCACUACUGGACGUUCGGCAUAAACGCCUGUGACGUCUGGCGGUCGUUGGACGUGUUGUUCAGCACGGCAUCCAUACUGAACCUAUGUGUGAUAUCGCUAGACCGGUAUUGGGCCAUCACCGACCCGUUCACGUACCCGACAAAAAUGAGCCGGAAGCGGGCUUACCGGCUGAUCGCCGCCGUGUGGGUGUGCAGCGGCGUUAUCAGCUUCCCGGCCAUCAUAUGGUGGCGGCUGGUCCGCACCGAACCGGUACCCAGCAACACGUGUCCGUUCACAAACAGCACCGGUUACCUGAUAUUCUCGUCAACCAUAUCGUUUUACGUGCCACUGCUGGUCAUGGUAUUUACCUACUACAAGAUUUACACGGCGGCCGUCACGCAAACUCGGUGUCAGCGGCUGGGCACCAAAGUGCUUUCGUCCACCCCGUCGUCCGGCGGUGGUUCUGGUGGUGGCAGCGGUGGCGGUGGUGGAGGCGGUGGAAGCGGCGGUAGUGGUGGAGCCGGUGGCGGUCGUAUGGAGCUCACAUUGCGAAUACACCGGGGCGGCGGGAUGACUACGUCCGCGUCGGCCGCGCACGGCGGUAGCGGAGGCUACACGCGAGCUCACCAGCUGCAGAAAAACUUCUCGUUAAGCCGAAAGCUGAGCAAGCUGUCCCGCGAGAAAAAAGCGGCAAAGACGCUGGGCAUCGUCAUGGGCGUGUUCAUCGUCUGUUGGCUGCCAUUUUUCGUCGUCAACCUGCUGUCCGGGUUUUGCGACGAGAGCUGCGUGUUCAAAGACCAACUGCUAUCGUCCGUGGUCGCCUGGCUCGGGUGGAUCAACAGUGGCAUGAAUCCCGUGAUCUAUGCCUGUUGGAGCAGAGAUUUUCGCAGGGCAUAUGGUCGAAUUUUGUGUGUAUGUUGUCCUAGAAAGGUUCGAAGAAAAUAUCGAAGACCGCUACGCUACAGAUCUAGUCAAUACAUGGGAGCAUCUAUGGUAUUAGCUCCGGCCACGGUCACAUAUGCUACCGUCAACCAACAAGAUAUGUUCAACAUCUGAAACGGCUUUAAAAACUUAAGAUAGUUGAAUGAGUGGGCGCGAAAACGCUCAAAAUGAAAGAUUCGCAUCGAGAUAUCAAUCAAAUAAGUAUAAUUUUAUGUUGUUUUUACUUUUUUUUUCCUUGUUCUUUUAUAUCUUCUACAAUACCUGGUCGUAUAAUUCACUAUAUGAUAAAUAGAUAUUGUUCCAAUGAUAGUUUUUAAUUCUGUCUUUUAAAACGAAUUUUUGGUGGACAGCGAUCUUUCCCUUAAAAAGAUUAAUACAGCACCAUGGAUGGAAUGAAAUACAACAAUAAUUCUUCAUUGAUCUUUACCUCAUCCUUCUAUUUUUAUUUUUAUUUGACAUUAUUAUACACUAGUUAAAUAAAAUAAUAAAUGCUCACUUUGAUG
Melanaphis sacchari is the source of this 2228-nucleotide messenger RNA. It is a transcript of the gene Dop1R2, whose product is annotated as dopamine receptor 2. Lineage: Eukaryota; Metazoa; Arthropoda; Insecta; Hemiptera; Aphididae. The record is from RefSeq and is a predicted model, not a curated record. Gene Ontology annotation, cellular component: membrane. The coding region runs from base 505 to 1839 and encodes 444 amino acids. Gene Ontology annotation, biological process: adenylate cyclase-activating adrenergic receptor signaling pathway. The transcript has 4 exons. Gene Ontology annotation, molecular function: G protein-coupled receptor activity.